CUUGUGAUAAAAGAAAAAUAUAUUUCCCAACUUCAAACUGCCUAGCAGAUAAUUUGGAUACAAAUAGGCAGUGCCUAAAUAUGGUCUACUUUAGUCCGCGUGGCAUGCAACCGUGUAGUCCAGCGGGUGUUAUUGCAAUGAUGCCGCCAUCGAAGAGUCCCAUUAUGGAAACCGCAUCGAGCGAUCAAUCCAGCACAAUGAAUAACAACGAGACAAAUGCUAAACGUGCCUGUCCACUUAAAUUUUCCAUUGCCAAAAUAAUGGAACCGGACAAUAAGCCCACCGCAGCGACAACAGUAACAACAAUUCUGCCACCAGCCCCAACCGUACUCGAGGAAGAGGAGGAAGAUGCCGAUAUUGAUGCCGAUUCUGAGCGCUCUUGCAGUCCCAUUGAAGUGACCAAUGUGGAGCAUUCACCCACCUCGGUUAACUAUGAUUCGGCCUUUAAGAAAUAUGUGCCAGGAUCAUCAUCCACAUCAGCAGCGUUAUCGGCUGCAGCGGCGGCUUCAUCGGCGGUUUCAUCAUCGACUUCGGCUUCGGCUGUCCAGCAAUUUGUCAGCUCCAGGCAUCAGGAGUUGCUUUCGCAAUAUCCUUUGCUCUAUUAUGCACCAAAUCAACUGAUGUGUGCCGCUGCGGCUGCCCAAUAUGCCGCUCUGACGGCUCAGCAACAAACUUUGGCCAGUGCCGCACAUUUGAGUAGUUUCACUGCCUCCCUGAAUGCCAGUUUGCAUCAUUCGCAGACACUUCGUCGCAAUCUGGGACAUCCUUUGGCAGCAGCAGCUGCUGCAGCGGCAGUCGCUCAAUCCCAACAGCAAGCUCCGGUUAUGCAGCAAAGCCUUGAGAAGUCACCAGUCAGUCAACGAACACCACAACACUCUAGUUCACAACAGCAUCCGAGUCUGAAGAGGAAGCGAUCGCCGCAAGAGCAAGGAGAAGUAACCCCACCGCCACCUUCAGCGCCAUCGACAUCCGUUCCCCGUUCACGUUCACCUUCCCCUCAUGGAUCCAUUGAGGACAGCAGUCCAGGUUCGGCGAAUGGUGGCAAGCCCAAGACCUUCUCGUGCCUGGAAUGCGGUAAGGUGUUCAAUGCCCAUUACAAUCUAACACGUCACAUGCCCGUCCACACUGGAGCUCGUCCGUUUGUUUGCAAAGUCUGCGGCAAGGGCUUUCGGCAGGCCUCCACCCUGUGUCGCCAUAAGAUUAUACACACCUCGGAGAAACCGCAUAAAUGUCAGACCUGUGGCAAGGCUUUCAAUCGCUCCUCCACCCUGAAUACCCAUGCUCGCAUCCAUGCUGGUUACAAGCCAUUCGUUUGCGAGUACUGCGGCAAGGGAUUCCAUCAGAAGGGCAACUACAAGAAUCACAAACUGACGCACAGUGGCGAAAAGGCCUACAAAUGUAGCAUCUGCAACAAGGCCUUCCAUCAAAUCUACAAUCUAACCUUCCACAUGCACACACACAAUGACAAGAAACCCUACACCUGCCGGGUGUGUGCCAAGGGAUUCUGUCGCAACUUUGAUCUGAAGAAGCACAUGAGGAAAUUGCAUGAACUGGGCGGUGAUAGUCUGGACGAUGAUCUGCCGCCGGCCUAUGAGCGCAGGCGGGAGUAUACACGUCGCGAACCCCUCUCCAGCUUUAGUCAGGCCAGUCAGUUGACGCCGGAUUCGUCGUCGGGAAGUCUAUCGCCACCGAUUAAUGUAACGACGCCACCCUUGUCCAGUGGUGAGACUAGCAAUCCUGCCUGGCCACGUAGUCAUCAGUAUCAGACGCCGGGUUUUCAUCAUGUGCCAGUGCCAGUACCAGCAGGAUUACACGGUGAAUAUCCGGGUGGUUCAGCAUCGGCCUCGGCCUUUCUGCAGCUAACACAUCCCGCUCAGCCACCCCAGCAACAGGCACCUAACCACCAGCAACAACAGCAACGUUUAUCGGCGGCUGCUUUGGAGAAUGUUCCAUUUAUAGCAAAAGUAUUUUGACAGCGAUACUAUGCGGAUAAUUUAAGCAGCUCGAACGCAGCAGCAGGAGCCACUACAACAAUGCCAACAACAGCAACAACACCAGCAGCAGCAACAACAAUGCCAACGAUCACUGCAAAAAGUGAUUUACUUAUCGACUGACUGCAAUUUGUGGCAGCGGCAGCCGCUGCAACCCAUCAAACGCAAUCCCAGGAUAAUGAAUCACCAUCGUCCAGUGGACGAGGAGUCUCUGAUUCUCCAGAGUUGAACUGUACGGCUCUCAGCAGUGCUGUGAGGGCACUUAACGGUCUCUUCUAGACGAACUCCCCAAACGCUCCCCACUCCCCCACACCACUCAACACGCCAAACAAAUGGUUUCAAAUUGUGCAAUACCCCACCACCAAUAACCUCCCGCAAAUGCCAGGUCCCCCCCGCCCCAAACUAUGAACCAAUUUUAAGUCCUUGAUCUUGAUCUUGAAAAUUAGUCUAUAGUUUUAUCUAAGCAAUAGGUUAAUGUGUGUUGUGUGAUUCUAACAAUCGAAUUUAGAGCAAGAAUUGUAUAUACUACUUAUAUAUAUACAUAUAUAUAUAUGCAUUGUUCCGUAUAUACUUAUAAAUGUUGGAUUUCUUUAGAUAUACUAGCCAUAUAGGAAUUAAAACUAUAUAUUAACUAGUUAGAUCUAAAUGUGCUAGCCCCAAAAAAAAAAACAUAAAAUAUGCACUGAGAUCUAUGUAGACAAUACUACAAAGAUCCUUCGAGUGCACUACAAAUAUAAAUAUACAUAUACACGAA
This is a messenger RNA of Drosophila willistoni, 2745 nucleotides long. Its product is annotated as fez family zinc finger protein erm. The record is from RefSeq and is a predicted model, not a curated record. Gene Ontology annotation, cellular component: nucleus. Bases 81 to 1973 code for a protein of 630 amino acids. The transcript is spliced from 2 exons. NCBI's taxonomy places the organism in Eukaryota, Metazoa, Arthropoda, Insecta, Diptera, Drosophilidae.